AUGGGUUCCUUAUCGUUUGUUAACGUUGUUGCCGUGCGAGAUAAGGAUCAUCCAACGAGAAUAUGCAACGGCAGGCCAUAUGGUGCAGACAGGGAUGGCUGCGCCCUAUGGUGGGGGUGUCUUCCCUCCUCCGGUAAACGGGUUGCGGGUGUUGUGGGGGCGGCCGGAGCAGCCGGUGACGUUAAGCCACCACCACCAGUGUCGGUAAAGGACGAUAAUGCCGGUGCACCCCAGCAACCACCCCCGACCGGCGGGCCCCAGGUGCCGCCCGCGGCGGGUGCACCCCAUCCCGCCGCUCCUGGUGCGCAGACCGCGGCCAGCUUCAGUCCGCCUCCGCCCCCGAAUGGGGUCGAUCAACAAGCCAUCUCGGAGGUGUUUCAGGCUGCGGUGGUAGCAGCGGCGGCUGCAGCCGCGGGUGGUGGUGGCCAGCAACCCGCGCCAACACCAGGCGGUGGCAGCGAGACCAACCCCGAAGGCGGAGUGGAGGCUGCGGCGUUGGCACCUGUCACCUCAGGCGCGACGACACCCGCGACAGCGACACAAGGCACCGACCUCAAAGGUCAACCAAAACGUUUGCACGUUAGCAACAUACCUUUUCGCUUCCGAGACCCUGACCUCAGGGCAAUGUUUGGGCAAUUUGGGCCAAUUCUUGACGUGGAAAUUAUAUUUAACGAAAGAGGCAGCAAGGUGAACAACGCAACUGCGAGGGUACAGACGAAAAAACCGCCGACGGUACCGAACGUGUGUGUACAGUGGCCAGAGGCUGCGGCACUUAGGGGAGUUGCCAUACAACGUGGAAGAGUAGGAACAACAAGGGCAACUUUUCCAACUAGCGCGGCCGCACUGGCAUUGGCGAGGAAUCCGGGGCCGCUUGCGGCCGCAGCUGCGGCCACGGCCCUGCACCCUUUUGCACCUGCUGUUUACUACGACCCCUUCCUCGCGGCUCACGCAGCGACGCAGGAUCCCAACUACAGGUUGCAGGCUAAAGCGCCCGCCCUGGAGGCCGCGGCAGCGGCAGCCGCAGCUUCACCAUUGUUGAAGACACCACUAUCAACAGCACAACAAGCUACAUACGCAGCUGCAGCGACCUACACGGCGGUGGCUGCGCGCGCAUACGGUGCAGCUGCAGCUGCGGCACAACCGGUCGCAGGAUAUGCCGCAGUCGCGGGUUAUGGGCGUGAAUACGCCGAUCCCUACCUCGGACAUGGCAUCGGACCUGUGGCGGGUUAUGGGGCAACGGUAUACAGAGGUGGUUACAACAGGUUCACGCCAUAUUAAAUGGAUCGUUGAUAGACAGAGCCCGAGAGCCUUCCAAGUUAUACUCAGCAGAACAUGACCAGACAUAAAGCCGACAUAAUCAUCACCGUCAUUUUUUGCCAUCAUCCAGAUCGCCCGAGAGACGACGAGCCUGGGCCUUCCAUGCAUGCUGACUCGCCGGUUUUGCUCCAAUUUUAUUCCAACUGAUUUUGUGACCCGAGAUCGUCGCGAAGGACUGAAAUGCAAUCGUUCUUAACACUCUAAAAUUGUUCGAUCAGAAAGAAACUGUUGUUAACGUCAACGGAACAUUAUCUGCGUCAAAUGUUUAAAUAAUACUUAAAAAUAUAUGAACGGCGAA
Molecule: messenger RNA, 1615 nt
Organism: Pogonomyrmex barbatus (red harvester ant)
Lineage: Eukaryota; Metazoa; Arthropoda; Insecta; Hymenoptera; Formicidae
Product: RNA binding protein fox-1 homolog 2
Biological process (GO): nervous system development; regulation of alternative mRNA splicing, via spliceosome
Cellular component (GO): nucleus; cytoplasm
Molecular function (GO): mRNA binding
Source: RefSeq, a predicted model, not a curated record